Schistocerca gregaria is the source of this 3930-nucleotide messenger RNA. RefSeq lists its product as uncharacterized. NCBI's taxonomy places the organism in Eukaryota, Metazoa, Arthropoda, Insecta, Orthoptera, Acrididae. The record is from RefSeq and is a predicted model, not a curated record. The coding region runs from base 24 to 803 and encodes 259 amino acids. The transcript has 4 exons.
CGGCCGACCGCCGCGCCGUAAACAUGUCGUGGUCGUGCUCGUCGCGCGCUGUGGUCGCCAUGCAGCUGGCCGCCUGGAGCGUGGCCGGCGUGCUGCUGCUGCACCGCGGACUCUCCACGCUCGCCAAGGAUGGUGCAGACCUAGAGGGGUGGCUGUCGGCGAAGCCCCGGCCCGAAGAGGAUUCGCGCCUACACGCAGAGGCAUGGAAGGAGGCGCUGGCCAACCGCAGGGCGGGCCGCGUCGCACAAGACGCUGCCCAGACGGCCGGCGUAAACGGAACCUCCUGGGAGUGGGACGGGGGCGGCAACUCUACGCUGGAGGUGGAGGCGGCGUUCAACGACUCGCUGGCGCUGCCGGACUACGGAGAGGGCUGGAACGGCACGAACGCCACCUCCCCGGGGGAGAUGCCGGCGCGCAAGAUGCGGCCCACGGCGCUCGUCUACGUGGCGCUUGGGCUGCUCGUGCUGGCCGUGGGGCCCGCCAUCGUCGCCUUCAAGAGCUGCGACGAGAGGACGCGGCCCGCCUUCCAGAAGGUGGUGACGCAGGACGCUCAGGAGGUAGAGGCACCACCCAGCUACGAGUCAGCGGUGGGCGAGCCGGCGCCGCGCUACUCCACGCUGUUCGGCUCCCAGCUGCGGCUCGACUUUCUGGCGACGCCUCCCCCACCGCCCCCGCCACCCCCGCCACCUCCGCCGCCGGUGCCGCCCGACGCCGACUCCUGCAACCUGCACGAGGUGACGGCUUCGACCGCGCUGCUCGUCGCUUCACCGUCGUGCUGCGAAGACUGCCGGAGCAACUCGUAGCCUAGCGAGCUACGCGUCGCGUUAUUUAUUACUCUGCACCAGCUACUCACAGCUCUUCUGCAUGGACUGGACUGACAGCUAGACGUUCACCAGCAAAGCUGGGAGCGAUCCGUGGACUACACUGUAGGAGAGGAAGGGGUGCUGCUGGAGUAUCCCCGGCUUUUCACGGAACGAUCACAGUCGGAAUUUUAAGAGCACACAUUCAACCGACAUAAGCGUAUUCCUGAACGACGCAGUCUAUACCUCGUUGUCGGGGCUCUCCUAGUCUAUUUUAGAGUACCUCACAUGAUAUUCUCCUCAGUUCUCAGCAGAAUGUCCUGAAGCCUACCGUGUCACGGAAAUUAUGACCUUUCGGCAGUUUCUUCAGGUUAGGGAACAAAUGAUAGUUCGAAGGGGGCAGGUGAAGUCAGUAUCGGAGAGGUUCGUCCCAUUAUAAACGUGGGGCUUCAACUUGGCAGCCGCAAUUUGGGAUGUUUGUGAAAGUGAAGUGUCGUACAAAAAAAGGAAGACUUUGCCCAACUAUGCACGGAAUUUAAUCUUAAUAACCUCCUUCAACUGGUCGAGUAGGCAGUUGUGAUACCCCCUGGUUUUAUUACAGACCCGAGGUAGGUAAUCAAGCAAGAUUUGUCCAAGAUGUACGUCGUUUCUUUAUCACCUCAUUUUCGGGUGCGGAACUUCUUCGAUCGUGGGUCGUACUACGGGGUCGUUCCUGCUUUUGGCACCUUAAACAUGGAGCCAGGUUUCGUCUUCAGCUACAUGAUUAACCAAAAAAGUCCUUUCUGGCAUCAUAUAGGCCGAAACAGCUGCGGGCGUUGCGACUCAUGCAACAUUGAAACAUUUCAGCGCCGACUUCGCUGAAAGCUUCCUCAUGCUUAGGAUAUAACUAAUGAUGAAACCAGUUAGGCCCGGAUGGAUAUCCAAUGUCUCGCCUAACGUUUUGUUAGAUACCCGCAGGUCAUUAGUAACCAGUUCAGGGACAACAUGACUUAUUGUCGAGUCUACUGAGGUUAUGGGAUGCGCAUUGCAAGCGUUCAACAUGAAUGGUGAAUUGUUUGGUGUUCAAAAGAGACACCCAUGGUCUCAAAGUGCAACAGGAUGAACGCAUUUGCAGUAGUGUUUAUAGCAUCUAAGUGUGAAUGUCGUUUGGAGGUUAUCUUGGAGAAACGAAAACUUCAUGAAGCCUCUUGUGUCUUUACCAUCUCACAUUCUAUCUAAAAUUCACGAUACAAGCCCAAAAUACGUGUGAUAUUUUCACAAGAUAUGAAGCAUUCAUAUGGUGGUAAGUUCAUUUUUCAGUUGCAACUCUAGCGAGCCAAAGGCGUGAACUUUUCAGUCCCCUCCCCCUUCUACAUCUACAUCUACAUCCAUACUCCGCAAGCCAACUGACGGUGUGUGGCGGAGGGUACCCUGAGUACCUCUAUCGGUUCUCCCUUUUCGAAACACUCUUAGUGCCAUGUGUCAGACGGACGUAGUAUCUCUGUUCUCUUUUCACUAUAUCGCUACUUGUAAUACCGUAGCUUACUGAGUAGUUGAUUGUAGGACACCAUCCCACCAAAAGAUCGAAUUCUUAAGGAAGAUGGAGGUGCUCCUGAGGAGAAACAUACUGAGGGGUGUACGAGUCACUGUGACGUCACCGACAGCUAGAUCCAGCAACUAAAUCCCAUAUGAAUGCUUCCCGUAUUGCAUAUGAUGAACACGCUGACACUUGGUGCUCGCCGUUACAGAACGGGUGGAAUGAAAUUUCUCUUAUUGAUAAUGAAAUGAUUUUCGUAUAUUACAAACGACACAUUUGCUUCGAUAUCUCGAAAGAUAAAAAUGUUUCGAUUAUUGACGACAUUUUGCGUAUCACACUUGAUACAAUAUUGUUUCGAUAUCCAUAAUGAUUUUGAAAUAUCAGGGGCGCUAUAAGUAAAAGGAAUCGCAGUCUAUAUUCUUGGAGAGAGUGUAUAAAAUGCACCGCGCUGCUAUCUCAAUCUCUGCAACACAACUGAUGCUGUUGCUGAGAAGACCUCAUCCAUUCAGCUGAUUUAUGGUAAGUCUUAUCGAUGGUACUCAAAUACUACAGUCACUCUAAUUUUAGAGUGUGGCCAAUAACCCAUGUACCGCGUUGAGAAAACUGUAGAGUGCGUAGGUAAUCAACAUUUGAGUUUGUAAUGUAAAAGGAAACCUCAUUAUAUCUCAGAGUACAUUACUCCUAGGAGGAAAUGAACACAAACUAUUCCUGGAAAGUAAGUUUCCUCUGAUGAAUAUCUGAAGAAAAAUCGUAUGUUAAUUACUAGGGCAAUAGUGAAAACGAGUCUCCGAUAUGUAGACCAUCUGCAGAGAACAAUGAUUUUCUUCUGUAACUAUAAUAAAAGAAUUGCGAAAAUUCAAAUUCAUAGCGAGAAGCUCCGUCAUUAGCCGUGGGAAGCUCCAGUGAUCAAUCUUAGACUGUUGUGUUUGAAAACGGUAGCAAGUCAUGUUAAAUACAAGUGACAGCAAGUUGAGACGGGCAAAGAACUUCCAGACUUCAGAAGUUUAGUUGUACAACACGUAUAAUUUAUCACCAGUAUUUGCUGAGAUGUAAACAGAGAAAAGUAUUAGGAACGAGAACGGCACGGUUUGCUUUAGCAUCGCCCUCGUCAUUGGCUGCUUAAUUCGAACCACCUGUCGUAGCGGUGUUAAGUCGAAUAGCUAUGAGCAUCUAUUCUGGAAAAUAAGGCUAUUGUCGCAGAUCUAACAGAUCCUUUUUAGGAUAACCGUAAUACGCAGAAGCAUUAUUGGUCGAUUAAAGUUAGAAUUUCAGUUAAAGAUGCAAGAUUCUAGUAAGCAAGAGGUGUUAUGCGAGGUUUAAGCGGCUCUACGAUCUUGAUUGAUGACAAGAAUAAUAUCAUAACAGAAAUGAGUAUCGCAGUUGCUUCAAAUCAACACAUUCAGGAGGUGUGAUGGUAUUAUAAUGAGAAACUUGUGAAGCAUUGUUUUUAUUUACUCAUUCGUACAUUCGCGAUGUAAGUUAAGUUUUGUACAGAAAUUAUUCGAGUAUUGUAAAUAAAAUGUCUCUUUUGUAAAGAUAAUAUUUUGAAUAAAAGAUGUAAAUUAAAUAAUGUACUGUGUGCUAAUGGAACAAGGUACACAUUCUGAUAGACUA